AUGGUGUACUCUGCCUCGCGGCGCGUCAAGCCACGCAAGGAAGACGCGUCGACCUUGGACGCAGUCGUCCUGGAGGCGGUGGUCGCGGAGCUCGACGCGACAGACCGAGCUGCCGCUGGCGCUCUCGGGCGUGCAAGCGAUGCAGUCGGCGCAGCAGACUGGCGCGCGGCAGCGGAGCACAGCGCGGUGGCGCAAGAGCUGGCGUGGAAGGUACUACACACUGGCCAUUGGACCGAGGUUGCGCCGGUGUGGCGUGCGGCCUAUGCAGCGGCGUGCCACUGCGCGGCGGUGGCGUGCACGAGCGUUGACGCCGCCUCCGAGCGCGAGGUGCUGCUCGGCGCUCUGCGCACCGUCGACCUCGGGCUGAUGCUGGGAGACACGCGCUUCCGUGCCGCGCUGCUGCGGCUGGCGCGGCGGCUCGAGACCCUCCUUUCCGCCGCCGGCGGUGGCGGCGGAGAGGGCGCGUCUGGCGAGGGCGUGGUGCCUGCGAGGGCCGCGGCGGUCGCCGGUCCGAGCCGCCUUCCGAGCGGCCGCUCCCUCGAGCCGGCGCGCGAGGCGACCCGCAUCGCUCUCGCCGCGCCGCGGCUGAACCGCCCGUCGCUCGCCUACUUUUUCAACGAGCACAUGAGCCAGUCGCAGCCGGCGCUUCUCGAGGGUGCCACCAGCGGCUUGGCGCUUCUCGAGGGCGCCAUCGACGGUUGGCCUUCGAUGGGCGCUCGCCGCUGGACGCUGCCCUACUUGCGCCGGGCGGCGGGGCACAGGACCGUCCCUGUGGAGCUGGGCGAGCGCUGCCUCUCGCUUGACUGUCAUCAGGCUGUCCCAAGCGAGCACUACCUCUCGCUCGACUUUGACGAGCAGCUCGUCCGGCUCUCCGACUUUGUUGACCAGCUCGAGCGAGCGGAGGAGGGGGGCGGCAGGCGCGCGUACCUCGCGCAGCACGCGCUGUUCGAUCAGGUGCCGCAGCUGCGCGACGACAUCGCCGUGCCCGACUACUGCUCGCUCUCGCUCGAAGAGGAGGACGAGGCGGAGGGGGAGGCCGAGGUGGCGGUGGCGGGCGAGCUUCGGAUCAACGCGUGGCUCGGGCCAAAGGGAACCGUCUCGCCGCUCCACUACGACAGGUACCACAACUUGCUCGCGCAAGUGGUGGGCUCGAAGUACGUCCGCCUCUACUCGCCGCUGCACUCGGAUCGACUCUACCCGCACCCUCCGGGGCUGCACGAGGUGAGCAGCCGCAUCCUCGACCCCGACCAAGCCGACGAGGCCGCUUUCCCGCUCUUUGAUGGCACGCCCUUCAUCGACCUGCUGCUGCGCGAGGGCGAGACCCUCUACAUCCCACCCCGCUGGUGGCACUUUGUCGAGGCGCGCGAGACGAGCUUCUCCGUCAGCUUCUGGUGGAGCUGA
Molecule: messenger RNA, 1401 nt
Organism: Emiliania huxleyi CCMP1516
Lineage: Eukaryota; Haptophyta; Isochrysidales; Noelaerhabdaceae
Exons: 4
Coding region: 1-1401 (466 amino acids)
Molecular function (GO): 2-oxoglutarate-dependent dioxygenase activity
Source: RefSeq, a predicted model, not a curated record